Perkinsus marinus ATCC 50983 is the source of this 806-nucleotide messenger RNA. Its product is annotated as Glutathione S-transferase, putative. NCBI's taxonomy places the organism in Eukaryota, Perkinsozoa, Perkinsida, Perkinsidae. The record is from RefSeq and is a predicted model, not a curated record. Gene Ontology annotation, molecular function: glutathione transferase activity. The coding region runs from base 36 to 671 and encodes 211 amino acids. Gene Ontology annotation, biological process: glutathione metabolic process. The transcript is spliced from 5 exons.
AGUUCUUUGUUAAGCAAAGUUUGUUGCAUCCACCCAUGGUUCUCAAGGUGCACUACUUCGAUGCCGCCAAUCGUGGAGAGCCCAUCCGCUUAGCUUUGGCCAUUUCUGGCAUUAAGUUCGAGGAUGUUCGUAUCCCCCGCGAGGAUUGGGCAGCCAAAAAGGCAGCCAAUAUCUAUCCGAUGAACCAAGUGCCAGUUUUGGAGUUUGAGGAUGGUACGAUGGUGUCUCAAUCAGGCGCCAUACUUCGCUAUGUUGGAUCGUUGAAUCCUUCUGCUGGACUCUAUCCCACCGAUAUACUCCAGAGACUCCGCGUCGACGAAAUGCUCGGUAUUGUCACUGAUGUGCGUGGCAAGAUAGUCCCUACGAUGCGUAUGAGUGAUGAAGCUGAGAAGGCCGCAGCCCGCAAGGAACUGACUACAACCACCCUUCCGUUCUAUUUCGAAAGGAUAGAGAAGAUCAUGGGUGAACACAAGUUCUCGGCCGGGGACAACUUGACCAUCGCUGAUUUGGAUCUGGUCGGCGUUAUCGAUUGGUUGUCUUCGGGUGUCCUAGACGGCAUCCCGGCGGAUCUCGUCAAUGGUUACCCCAAGCUGCUGAAUCUUCGCAAGCUGGUUCACGACAUCCCAGCUGUCGCUCUUUGGAAGCAGAAACGCGAAGUCGUAUCGCAGUAAGGUCUUGUUCUAUUCCGUCUUUCACUCGAUUUCAAUCGAGUCGUGCUCGAGAUGUUCGAGCGGAUGAUAGUCGGAAACUAUGAUCCAGAGUAGCAACGAUGAUUUUCUCGGAUGGGGCCAUAUUGUUUAAUCGCC